AUGUCCGAACAAUUCAAGAAGAAGCUCAUCAUCAGAGCCUCUGGUCUCGCAAAGCCCCUUGAAGAUAUCGGCACCAAGCAGCAGAAGAUCGCCUGGAAAGUCAUUCCGUUCGCAACCAACACCAACAAGAAGGCUCAAGCUGAAUACGUGAACCAGCUCGUCUUUAUUGGUCCCCAGGUCGAUGACGACAACUUGAUCAGCCCAUCAACUUUCGGGAAUGUCAACGUCGGCGGUGCAGUAGACUUUACUUUGGACGCGGACAAGAACCUCUUGAUUAGUGACUCCGAUAAAAACAAGAAGCCCGGCUUUAUUGUUGCCACGAAUAGCACAGGAAAGGUCCAAGAUGUUGCCAUCGGUCUCCAACCUAACCUGAAGAAAGAUCCCGAAGCAAUCUUGUACUUCCCCAAAGUCGUAAUACUUCGAUGGUUGUUGCCAAGUACCAUCCUAUCCUUCGCCUACAUGACUUCAGACUACCAGGAGACUGAAGUCAUCUCGGAAUGA
Molecule: messenger RNA, 501 nt
Organism: Serendipita indica DSM 11827
Lineage: Eukaryota; Fungi; Basidiomycota; Agaricomycetes; Sebacinales; Serendipitaceae
Source: the annotation of a GenBank genome assembly